AUGGCGAAGAUUCAGGCAGCCUCUCUCUCAAACCGCACCAUCAAACGGCCGCGCAAAAGGAAAGCCCAGGAUGAAACGCCGGCCGAGGAGGAGCAGCCCGUGGAAGCAGUCGAGACUUCGGCAGAGGCCGCCUCCGCAUCGUCCGCUGCAACCACGACCAUUCCGACCAAGGCUCAUGAUGGCGGGAAGAAGCCGCGACGCACCAAGAAAUCCGACUCCAAUCCCACGCUGCGUAAGAAAACCUCUUCCAGCUUCGUCGAGUCCUCGAUACCAUGGCCGGAGCACUUCACCAAGCUCCAACAGGUUUAUCGUGCCAUGAAUCUGGUUUACACUUUUUGUUGCACCCGCAAACACUUUGCCACCACUCUGGACAACAUCAAAACCACUGUCGAAGGCCACAUCAAACGAGAACUGUUGAUCGGUGACGUCGCCCAACUCAAAGCACUUAUACCAUCAGCAAUCAACUUCGCUUACGUUGAUGAAGCCAUGCUCCAGGUCAACCUAAUGGGCUCAGAGGAUAAUAUGGCUGGCAGACGGGCAAAUGAAUUCCGUCUUGCUGACUUAGAGGACAGAGGAAAUGAAGAGAAGGAGAAGAGUGAAGUCCUACUUUUCGAGUUUACCGACGGAGAUCUCAAGCGCCAGGUUCAGCACAAGAAGACCGGAGAGCCGACCAAAGUCACCCAGCCGCUUCGUAGAGAGGACUUGAAGAUGCCUGUCUACAGUCAAAAGCAAAUGCUGAAUCUGAUCGAGAAGCGUAAUGCGAAAUUCACCUCCGCCGUCAAUCAGUGGCUCAACGACUGCGCCGAACUGGACCAGGACCCUGUGCAGAAACUUAUGGACGAAUACCUUGUAUAUAUCCCGACGCCAUCAGAAAGCCGGGCAAACACUCCAGGACCAAGCGGCCGAACAAGUAAUUUACCAUCAACAAUCCCCUCAGAGCGGAAGCCUAUCCCGGAGAUCGUAGACGAGAUCAAGAGACUAGAAUGGUACACGGGCCAGAUAGUCCCAGACGGCCACAGAGUAUUCGAUCCGCAAGAAGCUAUUUACGGAGAUCUGAACUUUCGGCUCUCUCAGAACCUGGUCAACGCUCUAUACAACACACGUAACAUUGAACGGCUUUACGCGCACCAAGCCGAAGCUAUUAAUAAUUUACACGAUGGCCACAAUGUCAUCGUAUCAACCUCGACGAGCUCAGGCAAAUCCUUAAUUUACCAGAUUCCAGUGCUUCACGAACUGGAAAAUGACCACAACACAAGAGCAAUGUACAUUUUCCCGACCAAAGCCCUGGCUCAGGACCAGCGACGAAGCUUGAAAGAGCUGCUGCAUUUCAUGGAUGGUCUGCAAGACAUUGUUGUCGAAACUUUCGAUGGAGACACCCCCUUCACCUCCCGCAACUACAUUCGCGAUGAGGCACGCAUCAUUUUCACAAAUCCGGAUAUGCUCCACAUUACCAUUCUUCCUCAAGAGGAAAGCUGGAGGACAUUUCUUCAAAACCUCAAAUUUGUCGUCGUCGAUGAAUUGCACGUCUACAACGGUCUAUUCGGUUCACAUGUCUCCUUUAUCAUGAGAAGGUUAAGGAGGAUAUGUGCAGCGUUGGGUAACCACAACGUCAAGUUCAUCUCCUGCUCUGCUACCGUAUCGAAUCCGGAGCAACACAUGAAGACCAUUUUCGGCGUCGAAGAGGUCAAGCUUACCGACUUCGAUGGCUCACCGUCAGGGAGAAAAGAGUUCAUUUGCUGGAACACGCCUUUCAAGGACCCAGGAGACCCUUCGUCCGGGAGAGGUGAUACUAUGGCUGAGGCUGCGAAGCUGUUCUGUCAACUGAUCCUGCGUGGUGUAAGAGUGAUUGCGUUCUGUCGCGUUCGAAAGCAAUGCGAAGGUCUGAUCAGUGCCGUCAAGACUGAGCUGAACAACCUCGAGAGACCAGAGGUCAUGAACAGGGUCAUGGCGUACCGCGGUGGCUAUACUCCGCAAGACCGAAGGCAGAUCGAGAGAGAGAUGUUCGAUGGUAAACUUGUUGGCAUUGUUGCCACCAACGCUUUGGAACUGGGUGUAGACAUCGGAUCACUCGAUGCUGUCGUCACCGUCGGCUUCCCAUACACCAUUGCCAACCUGAGGCAACAGAGCGGCCGUGCCGGCCGUAGGAACAAAGACUCGCUAUCUGUCCUUGUCGGGGACUGUUUCCCCACAGACCAGUAUUAUAUGCAAAAUCCGGACGAAAUCUUCACGAAACCAAACGCCGAGCUGCAAGUGGACCUGGAAAACAUGCUCUGCCUCGAAGGCCACAUCCAAUGCGCCGCACACGAGAUGCCGAUUCGCCCUGAAGAAGACUCCAAAUACUUCGGCCCCUUACUCACCACCAUCGCCCACGAGCGCAUGCGCGCCGACGACCUCGGCUUCUUCCACUGCAACGAGCGUUUCCUCCCACGACCCUCUACUCACGUAGCCAUCCGUGACACAGAAGAAGAGCACUUCGCCAUCAUCGAUACGACCAACAACCGCAACACCGUGCUCGAAGAGCUCGAAGCCUCACGGGCCUUCUUCACCAUCUACGAGGGCGGCAUCUUCCUGCACCAGGGCAACAGCUACCUGGUCAAGGAGUUCUCGCCGGAUAGCAUGCUAGCCAAAGUCGAGCUGGUCAAGGUCGACUGGACAACGCAGCAGCGCGACUUCACCGACGUCGACCCGAUCGAGACGGAAGCGAUCCGGCGCAUCGCGGGCAGCCCGUCGCGCGCCUUCUGCGGGCCGAUCCGCAUCAAGCAGGUCGUCUUCGGCUUCUUCAAGGUCGACCGCAAGCGCCGCAUCCUCGACGCCGUCGCCGUCGACAACCCGCCCAUCGUCCUGCGCAGCCGCGGCAUGUGGCUCGACGUCCCCAAGCGCGCGCUGGACAUCAUGAAGCAGCGCCGCUUGCACGUCGGCGGCGCCAUUCACGCUGCUGAGCACGCCAUCAUGAGCCUCAUGCCGAAUUUUGUUAUCAGCCUGCCCGGCGAUGUGCGGACUGAGUGCAAGAACGCGUUCAAGGAGUUUGCCACGAAGGAGACGAGCAGGAAGCGCCCCGCCAGGCUCACGUUUUAUGAUGCCAAGGGUGGCGCGAGCGGCGCGGGGAUCGCGACCAAGGCUUUUGAGUUUGUGGAUUUAUUGCUGAGGCAGGCGUGUGAGCGGGUGGCGCAGUGCCAUUGCUUGGAUGGGUGUUUGGAGUGUUGUUGCGACGAGAGGUGUAAGGAGGCGAACUUGGUGAUGAGUAAGGCGGGAGCGGAGGUCAUUUUGAAGAGUCUACUCAAUUGGGAGAUUGACGUGGAAAGUUUGCCCAUGGGUCCUGAGGAGGGGAGGGAGGUAGGUGUUGAGACGGUGGUGGAGGCGACCGAGGUGCGACCUGCGAGAGGGAAGAGGGUGGAAGUUUUGGAGGUGAAAAGGGAAGGUGGGAAAACCGAAAAGGUCAUUGUGGAGGAGGUUGGAGAUGAGGGGGGAGAAGGCCGUGAAGGCCGUGAAAGUCGUGGAGGAGGUGAGGAAGUGAUGGUGGAAAGUGCUGCAGUGAACGUCGAGGAUGGAGAGUAA
Lasiodiplodia theobromae is the source of this 3555-nucleotide messenger RNA. Its product is annotated as Helicase. The record is from RefSeq and is a predicted model, not a curated record. Gene Ontology annotation, molecular function: nucleic acid binding; ATP binding. Lineage: Eukaryota; Fungi; Ascomycota; Dothideomycetes; Botryosphaeriales; Botryosphaeriaceae. The transcript has a single exon. Bases 1 to 3555 code for a protein of 1184 amino acids.